Paramacrobiotus metropolitanus is the source of this 3186-nucleotide messenger RNA. Its product is annotated as sodium- and chloride-dependent GABA transporter 1-like. Gene Ontology annotation, biological process: sodium ion transmembrane transport. The transcript has 16 exons. NCBI's taxonomy places the organism in Eukaryota, Metazoa, Tardigrada, Eutardigrada, Parachela, Macrobiotidae. The record is from RefSeq and is a predicted model, not a curated record. Bases 601 to 2661 code for a protein of 686 amino acids. Gene Ontology annotation, cellular component: membrane.
AUUCAUCCCUUGGAUUCCGGCACUUAUAAUGUACCGCGUAUAUAUUUGUAUUUCUUUUCCCAAUAUCAAUAGUAAACGACUGAGCUAAUCAAUACCCCGGCUGAUUUUUCACCAGCUCAUGUGUUUUCCAUGAUGGAUGGAUUAAAUGGAUUGCUCACGAUGCGUUCGGCAUUAAAAUCUGUUGAAACAUCUAUACGAAAGUUGAGUUUCUUGCAAUCGUUAAUUGCGACAAGGUUACUAUUUCUGGCGGGUCACGAUCGGUUAAAAAUAUUUGUAAUUGGCGUCCACAUUUGCCAGCACAAGGUUUCUUCGUGUGACCUUUGAUGUCUGAUAACGCGGCCUUUUUUAUGGUGAUUCUUGAUGCCUGAUGGCGAAGCCGUUCGUCUUUGAUAAAAAUUUUACCAGUGUAUUAAAUCGGAUUUGAAUUUGGGCGAAUUAGGGUUUGUGGGUGAUGUUUAUCGGGAUUAAUCUGAUUUUACCGUUAGCCACCAGCGGUGUGCUCGGGUUGACUGAAAUAACCGAAGCCGCUCGUGCAAUCGAUCGUUAAUUAGGUGCUUUUAUUAGAUUGUUGUUCGUGUAUGAGAAACAGCCAACUUGAUCAUGCAUGCCCAUUCUCUGCCGGACCUCUCCGUGCCGCCGUCGGAAGCGGCGGCGGAUAAUCAGUGUCGCAUGUCGCGGAUUAUUCGUCGGAUAUUGCGCUACUUCCACUGGGUGGAAAAGCCUCCGCUCCGCGAAGAAUCCAGCCCCGCACUCCUGCCGCUGACCACGGAAAAAGCCAAAAUGCCGCUGCGGACGGCGCAUUCCGACGGGGAUCUGAUGGGGAAGCAUUCCGCGGUGAAUUUGCUGAUUUAUGCGGAGAACGCCGUGGAAGUGUGGGAUGAGCCGCCGGAGAAGCUCCGCGAGACAUGGUCGGGACGGUUCGAGUUCUUCCUCAUGUGCAUCGGAUAUUGCGUCGGAUUUGGCAAUAUUUGGCGCUUUCCCUUUCUGGUAAAUAUUGAUGCCUUUUGCGCGUGUGAGAUGACAAUAAGAAACACACAUGCUGGAUAUUUGCAGGUGUACCGCAAUGGAGGAGGAGCCUUUCUCAUUCCCUACUGUAUAUUCCUGGUGUUGUGCGGCAUUCCCCUGGUGCUGAUGGAAAUGGCGCUGGGACAGUUCUCCAGUCUGACGGCCAUCCAUCUCUUCGGACAGUUCAGUCCGUUGUUCAAAGGUCUCGGCUUCUCCAUGGUCAUGAUCUCCUUCUUCGUCUGUAUUUAUUACAAUACGAUUUUAUCGUGGGUGAUUUAUUAUUUGUACGCGUCAUUCUCGUGGACGCUGCCGUGGAGUGUCUGCGAUAAAUCCUGGGCAUCCGCGCGCUGCUUCACGCCCCAGUCACCCGACAAUACGUCGACUGUUAAUCAAACAUUACUGGCGGACGGGAAUCAUUCCCAGCUGGAUGAACGGAGUGUGAUCGAUCGCUACAUUUUCAAGGACAACCGGUCACAGGUUCCCUCAUCCGAGGAGUUCUGGAAUCGGCACGUUUUAAAAUUAUCCAGCGGCGUAGAUGACUUUGGAUCUCUGCGCACGGAGCUGGUGAUCUGCCUGCUGGUGGCCUGGAUCAGCGUGUUCCUGUGCAGCUGCAAAGGCAUCAAGACGUCGGGCAAAGUGAUCUACUUCACGGCGAUCUGUCCCUUCUUCAUGCUGAUUGUCCUCUUCAUCCGCGGCAUGACGCUGCCCGGCUCCGCCAGCGGCGUCUGGCUCUUUCUCCAGCCGGAUUUCGCGCGCCUCAAGGAUUUUCGAGUAUGGAUGGAUGCCGCUAUGCAGAUUUUUUACGCCAUGGCGCCGGGAUGGGGCGGAUUAUUGAGUUUUGCAUCCUACAAUGGAUUCCAUGUCAACGUUUAUAAGUACGGCGUGAUGAUUCCCAUCCUGAAUUUCUUAACCAGCAUGUUGGGCGGAUUGGCGGUGUUCUCGGUGAUCGGUUAUCUGAGUCAUCGGAGCGGACUGCCGGCUAGUCAAGUCGUCGCCCAUGGUCCGGGUUUGACGUUUGUCGCGUAUCCCGAAGCCCUGUCGCAGCUGCCCUUCGCGCCGGCCUGGUCGGUGCUGUUCUUCUUCACCCUCUUCACCAUCGGCAUCGACAGCCAGGUGGGAAUGUUUGAGACGUUCGCCUCCGGCCUGGCGGACGAAUUCCCGGCCAUCCGGCGACACCGGCUGCUCUUUGUCGCCGCGUCCUGCGCGCUGCUCUUCAUGCUGGGGUUGGUGUGCGUGAGCGAAGCCGGCAUGUACUGGGUGCAGGUGAUCGACUGGUACAGCGCCUUUUUAACCCUCCUCGUCAUCUGCCUGGUGGAGUGCUGCCUCGUCGGCUGGGUGUACGGGGCGGAUGCCCUGCGCGCCGACAUCCAGCAGAUGAUCGGCCGGGGCAUCCCCCGUUUCUGGUCCUUCUGCUGGCGCUAUUUAACGCCGGCCACGGUGGCCGGGAUCCUCUUCUGCGUCUGCUACUUCCACGUGCCCGUCACCUACGAGGGCUACGUGUUCCCGCGCUGGUCACUGGUGCUGGGAUGGGCGUUGGCGUUGGCGACUAUGCUGCCGAUUCCCCUGUACGCCCUGUACAAAAUCACCCACACCCGCCACCAACCUCCGGACGACAAACGGCCCCGGAAAAUCUCUGGCGCAGCGUGUGGCGCAUGAUGCGGUGCACGGAACGCUACGGCCCGAUGCGGCCGGCGGACCGCGCCCUCUACGUCGAGCGGACACAGCAGCCGCCGGAAAACAGUCCGCACCGCGUCUCCGCGUGAUCAGACAACUGGAUAUUUCUCUGUGAAUUAAUUAUUUCCAAAGAAUCUCCACGGUAUCCCCGUCCUCUGCUGCUUGUGAUUGCAAAUUUGCAACCGGCAUCACUGCCACCAGGUUGACCCCCCAUGGGGCGGCGGUGCGACGGAAUGGGUCCUCUUUUUUUCUGGUAUUUUUAAAUGAUAUUGGCAAUUUGUUGAUACAUUCAUUUGUGUGGUUUAAUCUGAUUUUAUCCGAAAUCUUUCCAGGGAAUUUUAACAAAAUUGUGUGAUAAAUUAUACCGAGUAUAAAUAUUAGGAAAUUGAGUGUAUCGCAUGUCGGGUUUUGAGAAGCGGUGGAUGACAUUUUAUUCAUAAUAAAAUUACUGGCGGUUGUAAGAUGUAAAUUGCGCUGGAAUAUUACUCGUAUUUUACCGGUUUUUCU